AUAAAAUUAAAAAUCGUUAUUUCAAUUAUAUCUGAAAGGAUUCUCACAGAGAAAUGAAACUUUCGAAACUUUCGUUGAGGGGUGGAAGACGAUUCAAGGGUAUCCAUUGUUAACGAUGUCAACAACUGCUCGAGCAGCACGAAGAGCUCACGUCGCGACGCUCCUCUUCCUCUAUUUCGUGCGACGGAUAUAUCACGAAACGGGAGCCUUAUCUGUUCCAUGUCAAAAUUUAUCGUAUCAUUUCACCACCCAUAUGCGGAGAAUGUUCAAAUAAAAAUCGUAAAUUCAAGUUCGGGCCCCGUGACAGUGAUCAUUCGGUGCACGAAUGGCUAACAGAAGAGAAGCGUGAAACUUUAUUAACCAUUCUUCGUUCGUUGAACAGAUGAAUAAUCAACUUGGAUGCGUUUUGCAGUGAACGGGGAAGUGGAAGUCCUUCUCAUUUUUGUUCUGUGACAUAAAACAUGCGAAUCCUUUUCCAGAUUCUCGAGAAAUUAAUCCGUGGUUGGUGGAGGGAUCUCAACGAAUUGGAUUCACCAGCGUUUAAUUAUAAUUAACCGUAACAACUUUUUUGUUAAUUAGAUAAAGCUGACUCUUAUGAAUCCUUGUAGCAGUUUGGAUACCGGAUUUCGAUAGAAAGUGAAGAAAUAAAAAAAAAAAAAAAAGAAAAAGAAGUCACGCUAUUGGAUGUGCAGCAACAACGUUGGCUCGGUCGAUUAAUUUGAUUAGAUAUAAAUAUCGCAGGAUGUGCGCCGGCUGAUCUGCAUGAUUUUCUGCGCUGUUUGUCAAAGGUGUCGGCUGCCUCCUUUUUCACCGUCUCUCUUUCUCUUUUUAUCUAUCCCUUUGUCUCUCUGUCUUACGCGCUAUAUCUCUCUCUGCCUUUCCUUCUGAUAAACACGUAAAAUUCAUCUCCACGCUCUUGCACGUCCUCGUCCUCGAGUACGACAGAUGCGCACAACGUUUGGAAAUAAUUCGUGCAAACGUACGAGAUCCGAGAUCGAUCGAAGUUGGAAAGUUUCGUGAUGCAGUGAUCCGAGGGGAUCGUGACACCGCCACUCUUAGCCGAAUCAGAGAGAAAUGGACAAGGACAGGCAUGGACAAGUUGCAUCUCCGCCGGAUCGAAGAGCAACAAGAGACGAUAUUGCAGUGUCCUCACCCGGUGCAUCUCCAAACGUUAAUGCAACUACGAGUUGCACUGGUACAACAUCGUCUCGAUUGCACAAUCCUUCCUCGCCAGGUCGAAAUGGCCAGCUAUCGAAACAAGGCACAUUAACGAUAGUACGCCGAAGUUCUGGCAAGAAUAAGAGCAUUGGCGGAAGUUUCGAAAGUUCUCCGCCCCCGCACAGUCCUGACACUCUUUCGUCAAGUCAAUCCGUGGAUCUCGAUGAGAUUCUUGAUAAUGUCGAUCUAACGACAGAUUCGCUUCCUGCCGUUGACACCCCCGACGCUUGCGACAAAGCUGCUCUCAGAUUGAGAUGUUUACUGAGGCAGCUUCAACAUGGCGAAAUAUCAGCAGAAUUACUUCAACGAAAUUUGCACUACGCGGCACGUGUGCUCGAAGCUGUCUUCCUCGAUGAAACCAAGGUGAAUUCAGGAGGGGUUGAGUGCUCUCGGUCAUCGCGUAGGGGUACGGGCCUGUCAUCUGCAUCCCUUGGGAGCGCCUUGGACUCGGAUGGACAACAGGGCCACGCGGUGGUAACCCAGAAACGGAAGCUUCGCACCCCCGUAUGGGCAAGAGAUGCCGAGCGUGUGGAGUCGACCGCUGCUUGCCGUCAGGGUAUAAGACGUAGGCGGCUGGCGGACGAGGACGAUGAACUGUCGGAGGUACAACCGGACGCGGUGCCACCGGAAGUCCGCGAGUGGCUGGCUUCGACCUUUACCAGACAACUCGCGACUACGAGGCGGAAGGCAGACGAGAAGCCAAAGUUCCGCUCUGUCGCGCACGCUAUUAGAGCGGGGAUCUUUGUCGAUCGGAUUUACAGGCGGGUCACCAACACCGCGCUUAUGCAGUUUCCUCAGGAAGUGGUUAAAGUGCUUAAGACUUUAGACGAUUGGUCCUUUGACGUAUUUUCACUAAAUGAAGCCGCAAUGGGAGCACCUGUGAAAUAUCUCGGUUAUGAUUUAUUGAAUCGAUAUGGAAUGAUCCACAAAUUCAAAGUUCCCGCAACAGUAUUGGAGUGCUUUUUGGGAAGAGUCGAGGAGGGAUAUUGCAGGCAUAGGAAUCCGUAUCAUAACAAUCUUCACGCAGCUGAUGUCGCACAGACUAUGCACUAUAUUUUAUGUCAAACAGGACUUAUGAAUUGGCUGACCGACCUGGAGAUUUUCGCCACGCUGGUUGCGGCGAUUAUUCACGACUACGAGCACACUGGGACCACAAACAAUUUCCACGUAAUGUCCGGUAGCGAUACAGCCCUACUCUACAACGAUCGGGCCGUUCUCGAAAAUCACCACAUCUCCGCGAGUUUCCGAAUUAUGAGAGAGGACGAGUGCAAUAUAUUGCAAAAUCUAUCGAGGGAGGAAUUUCGUGAAUUUCGUUCACUGGUGAUCGAUAUGGUGCUCGCGACCGAUAUGAGCUUUCAUUUCCAACAACUGAAGAACAUGAAAAAUAUUCUUAGCUUAGCAGAGCCCAGCGUGGACAAAAGCAAGGCUGUCAGUCUGGUUCUUCAUUGUUGCGACAUCUCGCAUCCGGCCAAAAGAUGGGAUCUUCAUCAUAGAUGGACAAUGCAACUGUUAGAAGAAUUUUUCCGCCAAGGGGAUAAGGAAAAGGCACUCGGAUUGCCGUUUUCUCCGCUGUGCGAUCGUAACAAUACCUUGGUGGCUGAAUCGCAAAUAGGAUUCAUCGAGUUUAUCGUCGAACCCAGCAUGCAGGUGUGCAGCGAUAUGUUGGAGACAGUUCUCACACCGUUGAACGUAAAGGAGAGUGUGGACGAAUCGAACAACGGAUCGGGUGGCGAAAGCAGAAGGUUCAAGAUUGGGAAACCAUGGAUUCCAUGUCUUGCGGAGAAUAAGAGAAUCUGGAAGGAGCAAGCCGUUCGAGACGCUGAAGCAAGGGCGCAGAAGGAACAAGAGCAAAAGGCGAGUAGUGAUAACCGCGAGGAUGGCGAUACGGCACAGCCAGCAUCCGAGGAAUGAAAAAUUCGGCGAGCCAUUAUAUUUUUCAAAAAUAUAUGUAAUUUUAGGCUACGAAAAAAUUCGUGAUCUUAUACACCGGAUAAUAUCCAGUGACACGUAUAAAUGAAUCGCGAGCCGGAUAAAACAGCGACCUCUAUUGACGAUCGAGUAAACGCGCGAAAAUUCGAACGUAUAAUUAGAAAAAAUACCACGAUUACUUAUACUGUUUGUUUAUCAUUGUUUAUAUUUCACGUUUUUAUCGCUCGACCAAAUUAUCGGUAUCCUUUCUCAUUUCCAAUUCUUGAUUUUUUCUCGUAACUCAACGUAGGUCUCAACUUUGCAUGGUCGACACGUUCUAUUCUCAUAUCUUCGUUGAGAAAUAUUCACGAUUUAUAAAUAUACGUUUCAAAAUUUUUCUUAUUCUAUAUUAUUAUCGAACAAUUACAGAUUUUUCAUUGAGCUUUGAAUUAACGCCUUGAUAAAAUGUAGUGAUACUAGAUAGAUUUUAUUAUUUAAAUAAUGA
Apis florea (little honeybee) is the source of this 3631-nucleotide messenger RNA. RefSeq names its product dual specificity calcium/calmodulin-dependent 3',5'-cyclic nucleotide phosphodiesterase 1. Gene Ontology annotation, molecular function: 3',5'-cyclic-nucleotide phosphodiesterase activity. The record is from RefSeq and is a predicted model, not a curated record. Lineage: Eukaryota; Metazoa; Arthropoda; Insecta; Hymenoptera; Apidae. Gene Ontology annotation, biological process: signal transduction.